AUGUUACAGCCAAAUUCCAUAUUAAUAUCAAAUCAUCAAAUUUAUACUGAUUGGUUAUUUCUUUGGUUUUUAACUUAUACUUCCAAAAUGAGUGAUUUUGUAUUUAUUAUAUUAAAAGAUUUAUCCAAAAUACCAGUAUUGGGAUAUGGAAUGAAAAAUUUUAACUUUUUAUUUUUAUCAAGAAAAUGGGAGAAAGAUAAAAUUAUAUUGACUAAUCAAUUAUUAGAAAUUGAUGCAAAUGCAAGAGGUAAAGGGCCAGCAAAUGGAUAUAAAUUAUUAACUUCAACCGAAAAGUCUAUUAAAAAGUGGCCGCUGGGUAAAGAUUCAACUAAAAUUUGGCCAUAUGAAUUAAUUUUAUUUCCAGAAGGUACUGUCCCAUCAGAUAGAACAACUAAAAAAUCAGCAGAAUAUGUAUUAUCAAAAGGUUUACCACCUUUAAAACAUGUAUUAUUACCAAGAGUUAGAGGAUUAUAUUUAGCAUUACAAAAAUUAAGAGGAUCAAUUGAAAUAGUAUAUGAUAUUACUACUGCAUAUUCAGGUUUAAAAGAAAAUGAAUAUGGUGAAAUUUUAUUUUCAUUAAAACGAUUUUAUUUGAAAGGUUAUGGACCCCCAGUUAUAAAUUAUUAUAUAAAAGGUUUUAAAAUUGAAGAUAUUCCAUUAGGGGAUGAAUACGUUGAUGAUAUAGAUGACAUCUCCUCGGAAAAUUUACAAAAAUUUGAAGAUUGGUUAUUAAAAAUUUGGUAUGAAAAGGAUAAAUUAAUGGAUAAUUUUUACAAAACUGGUCAAUGGGGAAUUGACCCACAAAAUUCAAAACAUAUAAUUGGAGAUUUUAAAAUGAAAAAUUCAUUUGAAAUUUUUAAACCAUUUUUAUUAAUUUGCAGUGCUAUUUUAAUUUUGUAUUCAUUAAUUAGAUUAAUUAUUAGCUUUACUUUAUAG
Lodderomyces jiufengensis is the source of this 936-nucleotide messenger RNA. RefSeq names its product putative acyltransferase. Lineage: Eukaryota; Fungi; Ascomycota; Pichiomycetes; Serinales; Debaryomycetaceae. Gene Ontology annotation, molecular function: acyltransferase activity. The transcript has a single exon. The coding region runs from base 1 to 936 and encodes 311 amino acids. The record is from RefSeq and is a predicted model, not a curated record. Gene Ontology annotation, cellular component: endomembrane system.